AUGAAACUAUUAGAAGACAACAGCAAUAGCAUGAUGAAGUUGCGAGAUUAACUGGACAAAGCUAGAGAGAAUAUUAUGAGUAGGCAGAAGUCACUGAAUAAUAAUCAUCACAAUUCUCAUAAUGUCUAGCUAAAUCAGCAUGCAAAUACCUCUUUAUAUGGAACACUUGGAGGGAAUCAGUGCUCUCAUUCGGAUUGCCCAAGGCCAAUAUAUAAAUAAAAAAUGUGCAAGCAACACUUCUGCUUGUAAGUAAAGGCAGUAUUGAAAAAAGAAUUAAGAAAUAUAUUCAGAGGACCAGACAAAGCAUAUGCAUCUAUGGAUUUCUAUGGAAGAGGGUAUAUUACAGAAGAAGAUUUCUUGAAUUCAAUUGUCAUUAAAAGAAUUCAUUAUUCGAAGGAGGAUGUAUUAGAGUUCUUUAGACAGUUCAACCUGUUUUCAAGCAAGGCAGUUGGGGCUAGAAGUGCUACACCUAGUGAUAUCAAUGCCCGUAGUUUUGCAAGAGGUGCAAAUUCCCUGGAAAGAUAAGUUAGUAGUAAUUAUAACACUGAUGGGGGUAUGAAUUUCGAUUAAUUCAAGAAAAUGUUUUUUCCGUAACUAUUCUUGAUAAACGAGGAACAUGAUUCAGACGAAGAUAGAAAGCUAAAGAAAAAUCAACUUGACUUAAGCAGCAAGAAGAGAGCUAGCAGUACUAUUGAUAAGUAGCCAGAAAAUAUAAUUACUGAUCGACUUAAAAAACUUGAAAAAAUUUUGAAGGAUAAGUUCUAGAAUUAAUGGGAAUCUGUUAGAAAGGCAUUCUUGGCACUUGACUCAGACUAUGAUGGCUACAUAACUGUCGAGGAUAUAUUGCGUUAUUUUGGGUAAGAAUAGGAUGUGAAUUAUAAUGACUUGAAAAAGCUAAUAAAGGACAAAGAUUCUAAGAAGCUCGGUAAGAUAGGCUACACUGAUUUCUCCAAAUGGGUUGGAAAUUCCAUUCAUCAAUCAGAGGGGUUUUACUUCAGACACGAUUCAGUAAAAAAUCCUCAAUUUGAAAUGAACUAUCAAAAAAAUGAGUAAAAUUCUAAUAAUAAAUCAAGGACCAAAGCUUAGGAAAGCUUAAUCAACUAGAAUUUAGAGAAAACAGUACUCGACAAGAUUUAGUUUCAGUGGAAAACGCUUAGAAAGGCAUUUAUGGAUUUGAAUAUGGAAAAAAGUGGUUCUAUUAUGCCAGAAGAACUUAGGUUUUAUUUCAAGCAUUGGGGUCUGGUAUUGACUGAUGAAUAGUUUAAGUAUCUAUUUGAAAAGUUCGAUCUUGAUGGAGAUGGCAAAAUAUCUUAUAAGGAUUUUUAAAUGACAGUGGGAAGUGAAAUUCAUCCAGCUGAAGGUCUUUAUUUUAGAUAAGAUAAGCCAUAGUAAAUUAAGAUUAAUUCAUGCAAGCAUGAAAAAUGCUGGUAGCCUACCUAAGGAAUUAAUAGUUAUUGCAGUCUGCAUUUGAAGCUUCAUUAGGAUGACUGUAGCUACCUCUUUGGAAAGAUGUUUUCACAGAUAAAGACUAAAUGGCCUUAGUUUAUAGAAGAAGUUAAAAAAGCUUCUGAUAGAGAUGAUAGAGAUUAAAUAUUCCUUGAUCAGUUUUAAAUUGUACUUAGAAAUUUCAAAGUUGACUUACUACCUAGAGAAAUCAAAUUGCUUUAAGAAUCAUUCCCUGGGAGAGACGAAGGGCAAAGAGUGAGAGUAAAUGUUUCUAAACUAUAUGACCAUAAGUAUAAUAUGAUGCUCGAAAAGAUCUAUAAGAAGGUUGAUGUCCAUGAAAACGAUGGAGAUGAUGAUCCAAUAGAUUAGAGCGGUUACACAGGCUAAUUCUACAGAUAAAAAAGAAAUUUAAUACCAAUUACAGAGUAAGAAUUGGUUUAAAUCAUGGCUCGUAAUAGUAAAUUAGUGGAAAUCAUCAGAACUAUCAAAGAAAUCGACAAGUAACACAAUGGGUUUGUAACUACCACAGAAUUAGAUGACAUACUUAAGAUUCAAUACAAGGAGGAGCUUGCUCAUAGAGAUUUAAGCAAGAUAAUGAAGAAAUAUUCUUCUAUUUAAAACAGAGUAUUAGUGGAUUAUAAGAAGUUUAGAGAUGGCAUGGUAUCUUAAAUUAAACUUUUGAAUACAAAUUUCACUUAUCCAGCAACUGAAACUAACACAGUUACUCCUGACAAGAACUAAAAAUCUAAAGUUAAUGAUGAUUAGUAUACGAGUCUAUCACUCACUAGAAAUAGGGAUAUUAAGAACAGUUUAAGCAAUAACAACUUCAAAAGUGUUGAAAAGCAUAGUAGUAAACUGCUACCAAGAUAUCAGGAAGAGUAGCACAAUAUUUACUCAAACAAGUUAAGCCAUAAUCCUCAUAAUAUGACUCUAAAUUAGCAUUAGUCUCAAAACAGUAUUGAUAAAAAUACGAUUGACGAAUUAAAGGGAAAUAGAACUCUUGAUGAAAGAGGCUUGAUAUAAAUUAAAGAGCUUAUAAGACCUCAAAAUAAACAUAUCAAAUUUAGUAAUCAUGAUGUUUAGAACUCGCUUGUUGGUCAUCGAAACCUUAAAAAGCAAUAAUUAAAGGCCAAUCUAAACUAAACAAUGUAGAGUUCAUCAUUGACCAAUAAGAUAGGACAAGGUUCACUUUUAAAUUCUAACAAUGAGAUUAAGCUAGUAGACAUAAAUAAUAAGAAUAUCAAGACAUUCUAGGGUUUGAGCAAAACACCAAGUUAAAUUGGCAAUAAACUUAAAAGUAAGCAUAGAUCAAGCAUUGAUUACACAGGAGAAGGCAUUAAUAAUAGAACAAUUGAUGAUGUAAUCAAUGACUAUAAUGAUGAUAGAGCAAGAGGUGCUGGCUUGCUGUAAAGAGAUCUUAGCGACAAUACAAUGAUAAAUUCUAAUUUAAUUGAAGAGAAAUUAAGAAGAGCUUAAAGCUCUCAUGGAAUAUUUGGAAGAAAUAAUAGAAUUAAUGUUUAAAGGCUGAAGACUAUGAAUGAAAAUCAUGGUAAAUACCCAGGCAUAAAUAAUUUAUUGUAAAAUCUCAGAGAUUAAAGAAAGAACGUCCAAACUGGUGUCGAAGAUCUAAGUGAUAAAGAUCUCAUGACUGAAUAGCAAUCAAAACCAUUGAACUCUACAAUAAAUGUCAAAAAUAGCCAGCUAAACCACAGUCAUGCUUAAAUCGACUAUAUCGAUCAGAGUUUUGACCAUUUGAAUAGUAAUAAUUCUAAGUACCAAAGUUUUAUCCAUCGUAAGAAAUCUGAAGGCAUUAGUAUAGCCCUUGCAAACUCUAAUAAGACCAUGAAUAACAUUAUGAAUUCGACAAUGGGACAUAACUCUACCGUCUCUACUAAUUAAAGUACUAAAACAAAGUCAGUUCUCAAAUAAAAACUGUCAUAUGAAUGGAAAAACAUCUAUAGAUAGCUUUCAAUGAGUGAUAAGCAAUCAAAUGGAAUGAUAUCAAGUCAUGACUUUGAAAGUGCUCUCGAUCAGUUCAACGUCUUUAUAACUAAGGAGGACUUCCGUAAAAUUUAAAACCUUUACGGCGGGGCUUCGUAGAACUAUAUUAAUUAUCAAUAGCUUAGUGUUGAUCUAGGACUACAUAACAAUCAACUCAAUUUUUUAAAGAACUCAUCAGUGCGGAUGCAAAACAUUUAAAAACUCAGGAACAUAUAUAGCUCUAGUGAUAAAAAGUCAAGGAUAGGAGCUAAUAGUGUUAUAGACAGAGCGAGUACUGCAGAGAUAGGAUUUAAUAGGCAUAAUGUUGCCUUAAACCCUGGAAGUUCAAUCUCAAAUAAUAACAUUUACAAUAAUGUAUCAGGCAUGCUGAAUUCAGAAACGGUAAAGGAUCAAAGUAAAGAGCAAGUUAAAACAAUAUUGCUUGGCAAUAUGAAAGAAUUCAGAGACAUGAUUAGUGAAUAUUAAAAGAAAAAUAACUCUGAUCAUGCCAUUAUACCUAUGGCAGAGUUUAAAGCAAUACUGAAUGGAUUAGGUAUCACACUUAGUUAAGAAGUAAAUAAUUCCAAUAUUAAUUUAAAUUUAUAGACUUUGAGGAAGUAUUAGACAAGUAAAUUAAUUGAUGAUGAGCUUAAGUUUGGUGAUAGAUCCAAGAGUGUAGGAGGAGCCUAGAGAAGCAAUAAUCAGAUAGCUGGUAUUGAUGCCAGAGAAUUUUUAAAAUACUAUUUAUGA
This is a messenger RNA of Stylonychia lemnae, 4176 nucleotides long. NCBI's taxonomy places the organism in Eukaryota, Ciliophora, Spirotrichea, Sporadotrichida, Oxytrichidae. The record is from the annotation of a GenBank genome assembly.